AUGCCAGUACGACCAGCCAAGUCCUGGUCUUCGACAUUACGAUUGCCCAAAUCUUCCUUUCCACCUCGACCACAGCCCGCGGAUCAACCCAAAUACCUGAAGCGAUGCGCCGAUAACCUGUAUGAGUGGCAGAGCCGCGAGCGAGCUGCCCAGAAGCCGUUUUUACUUCAUGAUGGUCCGCCAUAUGCGAAUGGGGCACUGCAUAUUGGGCAUGCGUUGAAUAAGAUUUUGAAGGAUGUCAUUUGCAGGGUAAAGGUGCAACAAGGUCGAAGAGUAGUCUAUGUCCCCGGAUGGGACUGCCACGGCCUCCCCAUUGAGAUCAAAGCCCUCGAGAAGCAACGAGAACUACACAAGGAUGGAGAGGGCGUGCUGGAUGCUGUUGGUGUGCGGCGAGCAGCUCGGUCACUUGCUACUAAGACUGUCAAGGAACAGAUGAAGGGAUUCCGAGAAUGGGGCGUCAUGGCAGAUUGGGACAAGGCCUGGACGACAAUGGAUAAAGGUUUCGAAAUCAAGCAACUUGGUGUCUUUCAGGAGAUGGUGAAGAAGGGGCUGAUCUUCAGACGGCACAAGCCGGUAUAUUGGUCGCCAUCUUCGAGGACCGCUCUUGCUGAAGCGGAGCUGGAAUACAAAGACGAUCAUGUGUCGACGGCAGCUUAUGUGAAGUUUCCUGUUACAGGUGUACCAGAGGGACUGAAAGGCAAAUUACCGGACGGUCAACUCUAUGCGGUCAUCUGGACAACUACACCGUGGACCUUGCCCGCGAAUAGGGCGAUUGCUGUACAUCAUGAUCUGGAAUAUUCGGUUGUCGAGAGCGGUUCAGACCUCCUGCUCAUUGCGAGCACGAGGUUGUCGCAGCUUACUGGGAUGCUCUUUGGAGAAACGGAGGUGGAGUUGGUCCUUGAUUCCCUCCGAGGAAGCGACUUGGUGGGGGCACAGUACGUCAAUGUUCUCCGAGGCAAAGAAUCAGUUCCUCAGCCGGUCGUUCACGCAGAUUAUGUUUCUGCUGAAUCAGGAUCCGGCCUCGUUCACAUGGCUCCUGGUCACGGAAUAGAAGACUAUGAUGUCUGCACUCCAUUGGGAAUCAAGGCCGAUGCACCGGUCAACGACCUUGGCUGCUUCACCUCUUCUGCUCUUCCCGAUGAUCCGCAUGCUCUGGAAGGCAAGUCAGUGCUUCAUGGUGGAAGCUCCGAAGUGCUAAAGAUUCUCGGAGACAAAGUGCUUGCCGUUCACAAGUACAAGCACAAGUACCCGUAUGAUUGGCGAACAAAGCUUCCAGUCAUCUUGCGGGCCACGGAACAGUGGUUUGCUGAUGUUGGAAGCGUGAAAGAUCACGCUUUGAGUUCACUCGAGGAAGUCAGAUUUAUCCCUGAAGGGGGCCGUGCGAGACUGGAGAGUUUCGUGAAGGGAAGAAGUGAGUGGUGUAUCUCGAGACAACGCGCUUGGGGUGUUCCCAUCCCAGCACUUUACAAUGAAGACGGAGUGGCAGUCCUCACUGACGAAAGUGUCGCCCACGUCAUCUCUGUCAUCAAUGAGAGAGGUAUCGAUGCCUGGUGGACCGACUUACAGGAUGACCCAGCUUGGGUUGUCCCAGGAUUGGAGGGACAAUACAGAAGAGGAACGGAUACGAUGGACGUUUGGUUUGACAGUGGUACCAGCUGGACCCAGUCAGAUCAGCAAGCUGAUGUUUAUCUCGAGGGCACAGAUCAACACAGAGGCUGGUUCCAGUCGAGUCUGCUAACCCAUGUCAAUGCAUCUGGGAGAGAAGGAGCUCCAUUUAAGACUUGCAUCACUCAUGGCUUCACGCUGGAUCAAGAUGGCAAGAAAAUGUCCAAAUCUAUCGGGAACAUCAUUGCUCCCCGUCAGAUCGUUGACGGGUCAUUGCUCCCCCCGGUGAAGACAAAGAAGAAAACCAGCGGGCCCAUCCCUCAAGCGCUCGGCCCAGAUGCACUCAGGUUAUGGGUAGCCACCAGCGAUUACACACGAGACUUGAUCAUCGGGCAACCCGUUCUUCAAUUCAAUCACACGGCACUACUAAAGUAUCGCAUGACUCUGAAGAUGUUAUUGGGAUCCAUGCACCCCAGCGCCCGUACAGCACCCAUCACCAAGCUGGACCAAAUUGCACUCGCUCAGCUCCAGAUCGUGAUGACCGAGGUCGCCUCCUCGUACGAUAAUUUAGAGUUCUACAAAGGCAUCAACGCCAUUAACAAAUGGAUCAGCAGCGACCUCUCCGCCUUCUACCUCGAAGCGAUGAAAGAUAGGCUCUACUGCGGUGAUGGCGGUGGAGUGGUAGAAGAGAUCUUCCACGGUGUCCUCCGAAUGCUGACGCCCAUUACUCCCAUCCUCGUCGAGGAAGCCUGGGACCACCGUCCCGAAUGGAUGAAAGCAGAGCCUCAAAUCCACCCAUUCCACCGCACGCUCGAUGACCCGAUCAUCUCCCCUGAUCGCACUGUCCGCGACGACAACCUCCUCACCGAUCUUCCUUGGCUCCUCAAUGCCAACACGGCUGUCAAAACAGCGCAGGAAGAAGCCAGAGGUAAGAAGAUCAUCGGAUCCUCCCUCGAAUCUUCAGUUGUGCUUCAACUCCCUUCACAAGCUCUUGGUGUGUUUGAGCGCUAUGCAGAUGAACUUGAGACGAUCUUCGUUGUCUCAUCUGUGAAGUCAGGUGGAGAGGUGGAGGGAGCGUGGAAAUACUGCUAUGAUUUUGACGUUCCGGGUGGGAAGGGGACGGCGUGGGUGGUACCGCCGAAGGAGCAUAAAUGCCCGAGGUGUUGGAGGUAUGUUGCUCCAUUUGAGGAUGAGCUUUGUGGGAGGUGUGAGGAGGUUGUUAGUGUAUCAUAG
This is a messenger RNA of Hyaloscypha bicolor E, 2838 nucleotides long. Its product is annotated as isoleucyl-tRNA synthetase. Gene Ontology annotation, molecular function: aminoacyl-tRNA deacylase activity; isoleucine-tRNA ligase activity; ATP binding. Lineage: Eukaryota; Fungi; Ascomycota; Leotiomycetes; Helotiales; Hyaloscyphaceae. Gene Ontology annotation, cellular component: cytosol. Gene Ontology annotation, biological process: isoleucyl-tRNA aminoacylation. Bases 1 to 2838 code for a protein of 945 amino acids. The record is from RefSeq and is a predicted model, not a curated record. The transcript has 4 exons.